UAAAAACAUCGAGGUCAGUUCGUUGUUUUGCGAAUUAUAAAAUUACGAAAAGAUUUUAAAGAAUAUAAUAAAAUUAAUUUGACAUAUAUAAUUUUAUAUACAAUUAUUAAAAAUAUUAUAUAACAAGAAUAAUCAAUAUUUUAUAAUAAGAUUAACAUUUACUUAUAUUUAUAAAUCAAGUAACUAAUAUACUAUAAGAGAUGGCGGUUAAUCUAAGAAAGUAACAUCUAUACAUCUUCAAUGUAGAUAGAAACAUAUGAAUAACUAAUAGACGAUACAAUCCAAGUGAUACUUUAUUAAUAUCAAAUUCAUUAUAAAUUAUUACGGAUUUUAUAAUUAUUAUUAUAUUAUAUAUGAUAAUAUAUAAAUUAAUAAAAAUAAAUUAAUAAAUUUAAAAAAUGGCACAAGAAGUAGAAGAAACUAUGAAACGCAUUCAAUCACAUAAAGGAGUAGUUGGAACAAUUGUAGUUAAUGGAGAAGGUAUCCCAAUUAAAUCUACAUUGGAUAAUACUACCACAGUUCAAUAUGCAGGAUUAAUAAGUCAACUGUCAGACAAAGCACGAUCUGUAGUACGAGAUUUGGAUCCAACAAAUGAUCUUACUUUCUUACGUAUUCGUAGUAAAAAACAUGAAAUUAUGGUUGCUCCAGAUAAAGAAUUUAUACUCAUAGUAAUACAGAAUCCAGUUGAUUGAUAAUCAGAAAUUAAAAUAUAAAAUAUUAUAUGCUUUGGAUGGAUGAAAAACACCAUAAUAAAUAAUCAUAGCUAUUAUACCUAAUAAAAAUGGUAUAACACAAAAAAUAAUGAGUAUAUUAAAAUACCAAGAAUUUUUAACUUCAUUUGAUGAAACAUAUAUCCAAAUAACAGUUGCUAUUAUAUUUUCAAGAAAGCAAAUUAUGUAAAAGAAUACAUGUUUAAGUAAUGUACUACCAUCUAUUGUAUUUAGAUAUAUGAACACAUGUAUUACACCAACUACCAUAGAAAAUAAUAUAGAAUAAAUACGUUCUUUAAUUUUUGGGGAACAAUGUGGAGCAUGAUUAGAAUCUUUACAAAAUUCCAAUAUACCAUGGGAAUCAAUAAUAAUCCAAAGAGUCAUACUUAUCCAAUGAAAAAUACAACCAAUUAUAGUAUAUAUUGGCCAAAUACUUGCCAGAAUACUUAGAGAUAAUAUUCUCGAAACUGAAAAAUUAUUUUAAAAAUUAAAUUUUAACUUUUUUGUAUAAUAAUCAAUAUAUACACACCUGUUAUACAGAAAUGCCAUAUAAAUUGUAAAACUAUUCCUAUAAUACUAAUAUUUAGCUUAUCUUGUUGAGCCAAUCUAAUACUACGAUGAUAAUUAGCCAUUGCCCAUCCCAUACUUCCAAGUGAACUAGUAAUACUAGCUAUUUGAUGAACAACUAUAAUGUAGAUAAAUAUUAAUUUUAUUCCUCUUAAUUAAUAUUAUAAAAUGAAUUGUAUAAAAACAUACAUUCAAAAUUAAUAUCAUUGUGGUCAUGUUUUAAUAAUAUAGUUAGUUGUAAAAUUUGCUGAGGAGCAGCUUCAAGAAAACAUUCAGAUACUCUUAAUAAUGCAACAUCUUGAUCUUCUUUAAGCAUCUUGAGAUAAUAUCGUCUUUGAGCAUUACGAUUAUUCUGUUUAUUGAACUUAUAAGCAUUAAGAGCAUAUUUUAAAGUUCGAUAAUAGCGUAACACUGGUGUUAAUUGAAAUGCUAUAAGUAUAAUGCAAUACAAUUUUUUUGAUAAUAUUGCAUGUAUACAUUUAAGAUCAGUAGAAUCUGAUGUUUCAUUUGUCUAAGAAAAAAUAAAACAAUAUUACAUAUUUAAUUAUAGUAAUAUUUUUAUUCAAUAUAAUUUUUUACCUUAUCAUCUUGUUGUUGCAUUCUUCUACUAAUUAUAACAUUUAUAAAUGAAGGUAAAAAAAUAAAAACAGUUGUCCAUGUAAAAUAUAUUACUUUUUCAGCUAAUAAAUAUCUUAUUGCAAGAUUUAUAUCAAUUGCUACAUCCAAAAUAUGCAUAAGAAUUGAAGAUAUAAGGAAAAAAAUAUCCAAAUAAGAUACAGUUGGAUUUUUCAAAGGAACAUCUACAUCAUCAAUAUUUAUUUCUAAUAUAGGAAAAAUAUCAAUAAUUUGUCUUGUAUGCAAUUGUUUAGUCUGAAUUUCCAUAUUUAUGUAUCAUCAAAUAAUCUUUAAUAAUAAAUAGUAAUAACAAGUUAAGAAUUAUAAA
Messenger RNA from Apis cerana (Asiatic honeybee), 2220 nucleotides. RefSeq names its product dynein light chain roadblock (gene robl). Gene Ontology annotation, biological process: microtubule-based movement. The record is from RefSeq and is a predicted model, not a curated record. Gene Ontology annotation, cellular component: cytoplasmic dynein complex. Lineage: Eukaryota; Metazoa; Arthropoda; Insecta; Hymenoptera; Apidae.